AUGGCGGAGGAGACGAGAAAUCCGUCGCGAGAUAUUCCGUUGGGAUUACUCGGCUCUAUGUCGAUCAUCACUGUUAUCUAUUGCUUGAUGGCACUGGCGCUCAGUAUGAUGCAGAGGUACACCGCCAUCGACCCCAACGCCGCCUACUCCGUCGCCUUCCGCAACGUCGGAAUGCGGUGGGCCCAAUACGUCGUAGCCCUCGGCGCCCUCAAAGGGAUGACCACCGUCCUCCUCGUCGGCGCCAUCGGCACCGCCCGCUACACCACCCACAUAGCCCGCAGCCACAUCAUCCCCCCUUUCUUCGCACUCGUCCACCCCAAAACCGCCACUCCCAUCUACGCCACUCUCCUCAUGACUGUCUCCAGCGCCAUCAUCGCCUUCUUCUCCAGCCUCCACAUCCUCGCCAGCCUGCUCUCCAUAAGCACUCUCUUCAUCUUCAUGAUGAUGGCCACCGCUCUGCUCGUCCGGCGUUAUUACGUUAGAGGCGUUUCGACGAAGAAGGACUUGGUUAAGUUCGUUGUCUGUUUGGUUGUGAUUAUUUUGUCUUCGGUGGGGACUUCGGCGUAUUGGGGGUUGAGGCCGGGGGGGUGGGUUGGGUAUCUGGUGACGGUGCCGCUGUGGGUGGCGGGGACAUUUGGGAUGUGGUUGUUUGUGCCGAAGGCGAGGGAGCCGAAGGUGUGGGGAGUGCCGAUGGUGCCGUGGCUGCCGGCGCUGUCGAUAGGGACGAACUUGUUUUUGAUGGGGUCGUUGGGCGGUGACGCCUUUGUGAGGUUUGGGAUAUGUAGUGGGUUGAUGUUGCUUUACUAUGUGCUGGUUGGAGUUCAUGUGACUUAUGAUGUAGCGCAUGAGCAUGAGGAAGGAGAAGAGAAGGCUCUUCGUGGGAAGGUUGAGGAUGGAGGCGACGCCGAUCGAUCUGUGGCUUAG
Dendrobium catenatum is the source of this 924-nucleotide messenger RNA. RefSeq names its product cationic amino acid transporter 5-like. Gene Ontology annotation, cellular component: plasma membrane. Gene Ontology annotation, biological process: amino acid transport; transmembrane transport. Lineage: Eukaryota; Viridiplantae; Streptophyta; Magnoliopsida; Asparagales; Orchidaceae. The record is from RefSeq and is a predicted model, not a curated record. Bases 1 to 924 code for a protein of 307 amino acids. Gene Ontology annotation, molecular function: L-lysine transmembrane transporter activity; L-glutamate transmembrane transporter activity. The transcript has 2 exons.